UUUCCUCCCUUUGGGAGACGCAUGCGCAGGCUGGUGUUCUCUCCAGUUUCCCAGAGCGCUCAGCGCGGUGAAGAAGCGUCGGUCGCGGGCUGGAGGCAUUUUGUGUCCUGGAUAUCGGCAGCGAGAGGAAACGAGCGAACGAGAGAGCGACAGACAGACAAGAUGGCGGCGGCCGAGUGAAGCGCCAGUUAGUGGCGACGGACGGACAGACUCGCUUGGGCUUUUAUUUUCCCUCUUUCCCUCCUUUCCCCCCCCCUCCGAGACCCCCUUCUGUUCCUCAGAAGGGGAAAAGCGCGCUGUCAGCCGGGAAAUUGCGUGGGACGUCCACCCUUCGGAGCGGCCUAGCGCGAUCCAAGCCGCCGAGAUCGAAGCCCCUUCACCUUCUUCAGUCGUCCCCUGCCCCGUCCCUAGCCGUGGUCGAGCAGGAGCUCCCCGUGGAAGAACUCGCGGGCUCUCAAACGCGUGGGAAAUAACCCCUAUCCCCCCAUCCCCUCCGUCGCCAUGGCGAGCAGCAGUGGCUCCAAGGCCGAGUUCAUUGUCGGGAACAAAUACAAGCUGGUGCGGAAGAUUGGUUCGGGCUCCUUCGGGGACAUAUACUUGGCCAUCAAUAUCACCAACGGGGAGGAAGUAGCUGUGAAGUUAGAAUCACAGAAGGCCAGGCAUCCCCAGCUGUUAUAUGAAAGCAAACUAUACAAGAUUCUACAAGGGGGAGUUGGCAUCCCUCAUAUAAGGUGGUAUGGUCAAGAAAAAGAUUACAAUGUUCUAGUCAUGGAUCUUCUUGGACCUAGUCUUGAAGAUCUGUUCAACUUCUGUUCUCGUAGGUUCACAAUGAAAACAGUACUUAUGUUAGCAGACCAGAUGAUCAGUAGAAUUGAAUAUGUGCAUACAAAGAAUUUUAUACACAGAGACAUUAAACCAGAUAACUUUCUAAUGGGUAUCGGACGUCACUGUAAUAAGUGUUUAGAAUCUCCAGUGGGGAAGAGGAAAAGAAGCAUGACUGUUAGUACUUCUCAGGACCCAUCUUUCUCAGGAUUAAACCAGUUAUUCCUUAUUGACUUUGGGUUGGCCAAAAAGUACCGGGACAACAGAACGAGGCAACACAUACCUUAUAGAGAAGACAAAAAUCUCACUGGUACAGCUAGAUAUGCAAGCAUUAAUGCACAUCUUGGCAUAGAACAGAGUCGUCGUGAUGAUAUGGAGUCAUUAGGAUAUGUAUUGAUGUACUUUAACAGAACCAGCCUGCCGUGGCAAGGAUUAAAGGCAGCAACAAAGAAGCAGAAAUAUGAAAAGAUUAGUGAAAAGAAGAUGUCUACUCCUGUUGAAGUUUUGUGUAAGGGAUUUCCUGCAGAAUUUGCAAUGUACCUGAACUACUGCCGUGGCCUGCGCUUUGAAGAAGCUCCUGAUUAUAUGUACCUGAGGCAGCUAUUCCGUAUCCUUUUCAGGACCCUGAAUCAUCAAUACGACUACACAUUUGACUGGACAAUGUUAAAGCAGAAAGCCGCACAGCAGGCAGCCUCUUCCAGUGGGCAGGGGCAGCAAACCCAAACCCCCACAGGCAAGCAAACUGACAAAUCCAAGAAUAACAUGAAAGGUUUUUGAGCAUGAAGAAGAGAACAGAUGAGGCAGAGCUGAAUGGAGCAGGAUGUAUCACCUCCCAAAUCCUAGAAAUCUUAGUUCAUAAAUACACAUACCAGUGGUUGUGGGCAACCAUCUACUUGAUGUAAAGAACUUGCUUUCAGUAUAAACUGGCUCUGGGCAGCACCAUUGAUGCUGCAUCUCUUGAGUUGUAGCAGCUGUAAUUGUGAAUAUUACUGAGAUAGUUGAACAUGGUGUCCAGUUUUCUAUUGCAUUUUUUCAAGUGGAAAAAUUAACCGAGUGGUUGACACACAAGUGGUGGAGAGAAUUGUGCAUAUGCCAAUUUUUGUAACCUUUUUACUUUGAACUACACUGCUUAUGAGAUCUAAUUAUUUUGGAAGAAUGGCAUGAACAAGUCUUCAGAACAGUUGCGAUAAUUGUAAAUGCUCACAAUUGUGCACUUCUUCUGGGUAUUCCUCCCUGGUUCUGAAAGUUGUACACUUAAAACAUUCUUAAAAUUGCUGGUAACUUGAGUGAUGUAACAAGCCAGCUAUUGUGGUAGUAACCAAAGAUUCCAGUUUUAAGCAUAUGAAAGACUCUGCCUGCUUACCUGUGCAUAGAAAUAACAGCAUCUAAAGUGAAGACUUAAGAGAAAUUUAGCGACUACUAGAUUACGUUUAGGACUUUGCAUUAACUCUAUAAUGUUAUUGGUAUAAAAGGAGAAGCAGCAUAUUUGUCACAAAUUUAGUUAACAUCCUCCAACUGAAACUAUGUAAAAGUUGCUUAGAUAAAUGUAAUCACUGUAAACAUCUAGAAGAUCUGGGAUUUUGUUUUUAUUUUGAAAUGGGAGCAUUUUUGUUUACAAGUUCAUUAAAAACUAAACUGUUCCUAUAAGGAAUCUUUUUUUUAAUUUGCCUUGAUAAUUUGCAAACUAAAUUAGACACCACCUUUUUUUAAAAUGGCAGUUACAAUGCCAUUUGUUAAAGCAACAGUCCUGUUUCUUAAUCAUUUUAGAUCUAGUGUUGUAACUCUUCCUCACUUUUGUUUUUAAAUAAAUUUUGUAUUUGUUUUCCUGAUGGGGAGGGGCACACUUGCAUUUUUAUAAUCUGUUGCAUUAAUACCCAGUCUGCUGUAACGAGAUCAGAUGAAAAUAAAGGAAUCUUUUCAGACCCAUUGCAACAGUUUACAAAUCUUGCCAUAACUUUGCAUUGGCUAGACUUGUUUAUUUUUUGCAGAUUUAAAAUGAAAUGGUAUGAAGGGUGUUAAAAAGGAAGAAUUUUCUUUCGAAUUCUUGUGAAACAAAUAUGACAGGUUUACUCUUGGUCUCAGGCAGCCUCUCACAUUGGUUACUGGUUACUGCCUUAGAUUAUCUUUUCACUCCAAUCCAGCUGAAAAACAUUCUUAUUGCUGGUGAUUCAUAUAACAGUGUAACUUAUUCCUUUAUAGCAUGUCAGAAUAAAUUUUAAAAGUUGUCUGAAAAUGCUGCCAGAUGCCUACUGUGUACAUGGUUUUUUAUGACUUGCACAGCUCUUCUGUGUUUAUCAAAUUAGUCCCAGUACAUAUUUCAAUAUGAGACAUUGAAGCUCCCUUUAAACAACUCCUUUUCCACAAAGUAAAUACUUAUAUUUUAUACUAUUGUCAUUCGAGCAUAGAUACUUGGAGGAGGACAUCAUUAAGAAAUAGAGUGUGCAAAUAAGGACUUUUUGGAUAUGCUUUGUACAGUUUUGCUCAGGUUUUUUUUUUUUCCUGGAAACAAACAUACUUAAAAAAAUUCCCAAAACUCAUUCAGGUUUUCUAAUUCUUAUGAAUGUAAGUUUCAUUUUCUUUAACAAACUGUACAAAUAAUGGUGAGGGAUGGAAAUAAUAACUUGCUUAUAUAUGUAGUUCAGUCCUACUAAUGGAAGAUGAGGCACAUGUAAAUAUAUCCAGCUUUGUAAAAGCAGAACUUCACAUUUUUAUAGUAGCUAAAUUACUUUUAGGGAGAAUAUGCUUAGCUUAUUAAGAUGCUGUAUAAACAUUUCAUUGUCAAUGCAAUGAGGUAGCAAAAUGUACACAAAACUAGACAAAAUGCUUCCUCCUUGUGGAUUUUGCACUAUGAAUUCCUAACUUGAAAAUGAUCAUAUGGAUUAAUAGUUUGAUAUUAUUAAGGAACUUUUAAAUUAUAGUGACCAAAACAAUAGUUGCAAAAGAAUGAUGGUUGGAAGGGGCAAAGAGUUAUCUAUCCCAAGAGAGUGCCUGCUGAUUUUUUGGCAGGCUUAUUUCUUAAGUCAUUCCUUCUUAAUAUCAGGAUUAAUAACAUCUAGACUGAUAGUAGUUAGUUAAAAAUUAAUAUUGGAAAGGGACGGCUGAUUUAAUUGGCUCAAUGUAGCUUUGCUUUUUUCCCUUUUUACUGAAUAUACUGAACAAUUAAAUGUGCUAAUAAAGUUGAUUCAGAGAGCUAAUGCUGGUUCUCUAAUUGAUAUGGUGACUACAGUAAUUGUCUUUAAUCAUGACCGGUAAGUACUGAAUGUACAGAUUAACAUUCAAAAUAAUGGUUGGUUUUAGUUACAGAUUACAUACUAGAAAUGUUUAGAGUACAUUUUUCAUGCAGCAGAAUUUCCCUUUGGUCUCUGCCGCAUUUCAUGAGAUCCUCCGCCUCCCCCUCUAGAAAAAUGUUUCAGUGUUCCAGAUUGAAUUUAGAGGGGUAUGUUAGGUCAAUGCAAGAUUAACUCAUUUUAACUCAUUUUUUAAGUCAAGAACUUCUGCUUGAAAUCCAAUGAAUUGUAUUAGGCCUUGGGCCAUAGAACAUAAUGAAAAAUAAUCAUACGACAAGGAAAAUAAAAUCCUUGUGAUAAUAGAACAAUUGUUUUUACCUAAUAUUGGAUACAAAUCCUUCUGGAUUAAAGUAUGAGAUAAGUGAAGUGUCCAGUUUCAAGAGUCUCAAAACACGAGAGUGCAACACAUACUUGUCAAGAGAAAAAAAUAUCCAAAAUAAAGAGUAUCAACAGAAGAAGAAAAAAUUCUUCUGUAAAUUAACUCUUAAUUGGCUAUCCUUCGGUCAAUUUGUCUCAUGAAGAUUUCAUGUUUUUGUUUUUGGAAGACAUUUAUAAAAUUUAUUGGCCACCCAUGUUACCACAGAGUAAUUAUGGACAGCUAAACAUUUGUCUUACAGAGUUAUGAAUACAAAGAUAUAACCAUCUCUUUACAAAGAGCAAAAAUUGGCUUGAAUGUAAUACCACCUGCAAAAUAGUUAUUGGUCUGGAGAAUUGUAGAAAGUGGGAAAGUAAAACUUAGAAUUCAGUUUUUAAAAAUGAUUACCAUUCUACCUGAAAGAAGUGUUACACACAACUCAUUCUAUAACUGCUUUUGCUGAAAUUAGAGACAAAGUUUUAAAUAAAAACUUCACAUCCUAGAUUCACUACUUUUACUGUACUACUACUUAUUAUUUACUAAUGUAUCAUUCUAGUAAAAAUCAUAAGGUUUAACCUUUAUUGAAUUGUAGUAAAGCUACAUUUGACCAGUGUCACAAAAUGUUGGACUCUUGAUUUCUUUGCAGUAGUGCUUGAAAUUUCAGAAUCCACUGCUGAGGAAGUUGACUCUUGAAAAGGUAAGUAGCAAUGCCAUAGCAAGAGAUCACUUGCAGAACAGCUGAACAAAUUACUUUGGAAGGAUUUGU
Pseudonaja textilis is the source of this 5230-nucleotide messenger RNA. It is a transcript of the gene CSNK1A1, whose product is annotated as casein kinase 1 alpha 1. Gene Ontology annotation, molecular function: protein kinase activity; ATP binding. Gene Ontology annotation, biological process: protein phosphorylation. The record is from RefSeq and is a predicted model, not a curated record. Lineage: Eukaryota; Metazoa; Chordata; Lepidosauria; Squamata; Elapidae.